Messenger RNA from Xenia sp. Carnegie-2017, 3854 nucleotides. Its product is annotated as DNA polymerase subunit gamma-1-like. Gene Ontology annotation, cellular component: gamma DNA polymerase complex; mitochondrion. Gene Ontology annotation, biological process: mitochondrial DNA replication. The transcript is spliced from 23 exons. The record is from RefSeq and is a predicted model, not a curated record. The coding region runs from base 157 to 3678 and encodes 1173 amino acids. NCBI's taxonomy places the organism in Eukaryota, Metazoa, Cnidaria, Anthozoa, Malacalcyonacea, Xeniidae. Gene Ontology annotation, molecular function: DNA binding; 3'-5' exonuclease activity; DNA-directed DNA polymerase activity.
UGGCGGAAAAAUCAAAUAUUAAAUUUAAUAUACUGGGAACAUUGGCGAGAUUACACUUGUGUUUUUGCUUGUACGUCAUCGGUGAGAACUUUUAACUAUAUGUGAUAUGCCAAAGAAAAAGUUUAUCUGCUGAACUCCCUCAUAAUGCCGUUAUGAAUGAAUAAAAUGUCAAGACUGUCGCAAUUAUUUGGUUUCUUGAACAAUGUCAAAACUAUACAGGUAAAUUGUCUUAAUAACGGCUCCAAAGUUCGUUGUCUAUCCACGACGUGGGCAUGGCGAUCGGGCGAAACUCGCUACAACCUGCUGGAUAUACAAAUGCUCUCAAAAUCUCUACACGAACAAAUAUUUGGCGAGUGCGACGACGUCCAGGAUUCCGAAUCGAUCCGAAAGAGCAUCGAACACCUUUCCGAUCACGAUCUUUAUGGACGGUCGAAAAAUCAUAUCGCAGAUGUUCGAUUUAAGCUCCCGAAGCUGAAAGGUGCAAACAUUGCUGAACAUUUUGAAAUCAUUGCAAAAGAGCAGAGUACUAACUACUUUGAAAUGGCGCAAAGGUUGUCGAGAAUGAGCCUACCCCCCCGACCGACGGAAUGGAAUUUUGAACCAGGCUGGACAAAGUACGAACUGAGAGAGAACUCGAUACAUGCUAUUACUGUAGAAUGUCCCGAGGGAGAAGUUAUGGUGUUUGAUGUUGAAGUUUGUGUAAAUGAAGGACAGUUCCCAACAUUAGCUGUCCUUGCUACACCUGAUAGCUGGUACUCCUGGGUUAGUCAUCGUCUUGUACAAGAGCAAAGCUAUCAAUGGUUUUUACAUCCCAAGAUGGACGAUCUGAUUCCUUUUCACUUGUCAGGAACAUGCCCAGAGACGGACUGGCAAGAACAGCUUGUCAUUGGUCAUUCAGUUGGAUAUGACCGCAGUUUUAUCAGGGAGCAGUAUUUAAUCAAGGGCUCGAAGAUGUAUUUCCUCGACACUCUAAGUUUGCACAUGUGCAUCUCUGGGCUAACCGGGUUGCAGCGCAAUCUGAUGAAGGCGUCCAACGUGGGCAAGGCCGAAGAAGAAGAUUGGAUGGACGUCGGCUGUCUAAAUAAUCUUCGAGAUGUCCAUCAGUUGUAUUGUGGCGGAAAAGAACUCGAAAAAGAAAAGAGGAAUAUAUUUAUUCAUGGUACUCUUGAUGAUGUCAAGCGAAACUUUCAGGAUCUAAUGACUUACUGCUCGGACGACGUUCUCUCAACUCAUGAAGUUUUCUGUUGUGUGUGGCCGCUUUAUCAAGAGCGCUUUCCUCACCCAGUAAGCUUUGCGGGCAUGCUGGAGAUGAGCGUUGCCUACUUGCCAGUGAAUCAGAGCUGGGAGAAAUACAUUGCAGACUGUGAGGACACGUACGAGGACCUUGAGAGAGAAAUGAAAAGCUCGUUGAUGCGACUCGCCGACAACGCCUGCCAUCUUCUACACAACGAGAAGUACAAGAAUGAUCUUUGGCUCUGGGAUCUUGAUUGGUCCGUUCAAGAUGUCCGCAUUAAAAAGAUGAAGCCACCGAAGAAGGGAAGAAAGGGAAGACUUCCAGCUGAACAGGAAAUAAGACCAAGCAACGGAAAGAAAGAGGACGAACUUGAGGAAGACAUUGAUAUUGAAGAUAUUAUAUCUCGUAUACCUCCGGUUGAAGAUGUUCUGUAUAAGAAAAGGCAGCAUUUACCUGGCUAUCCACUAUGGUAUAGGAAAUUGUGUCCGAGGGCAGACUCGGAUGACUGGAGCCGUGGAUCAAUUCUAGUCAGUGCUCAGUGUCGUGUUGGCCCGAGUCUUUUGCGCAUGAGUUGGGACGGCUUUCCGCUGUACUAUCAUGCGCGUCAUGGUUGGGGAUACCUGGUCCCCGGGAGAACCAGCAACCUUGUGGAAAAUGACAUGCAGAGAAGUUUUCCAUUGAGGGCAUUUCAAGAACUUUGGCAGCGUUUGAAGAAUGUCAACGGUCAUCGGAGUACGGGUGCUAUUGAUGCUCCUCCCGAAGAUGGCGAAAAUGUCCAGGAUUUGUGUGAAGGCGAACUUUGGAGCUCCGUUGAAGAGAAUGAGUUGAAAAAACAAGUGUUAGGCAGAACUACAUCGCCCAAAAGUAGAAUCUCUCGGAAGCGUGAUACGCCUGAUUUUCAUCACGGUGUCGGACCUUUUAAUGACGUCGAUCUUCCCGGUGUGUGGUUUUUUCGCAUCCCUCAUAAGAACGGGGAAAAAUUUAAAUGCGGUAACCCACUUGCCAAGGACUACAUUGGCAAAAUGGAAGAUGGAACAUUGAAAUCUGAGGGGGAUGAAAGUGCCGAACGGACUUUGGUUCUCAACAAAAUGAUUUCAUUUUGGAGAAACGCAAAACAAAGGAUCAUGUCGCAAUUGUAUGUUUGGUUGGAGAAAGACGAUCUUCCAGUUAAUGUGGUGAAAUCACAAGGUUAUUCUUCGGAUGAGCAAUAUGGUGCGAUAUUACCCAGGUUGAUUACUGCCGGUACAGUAACACGUCGGGCAGUCGAGCCAACAUGGAUGACAGCCAGCAAUCCGAGGGCUGACCGCGUUGGAUCAGAACUGAAAGCGCUCAUACGUGCUCCGCCAGGAUACUGCUUUGUUGGGGCGGAUGUCGACAGCCAAGAGUUGUGGAUUGCCGCUUUAUUGGGUGAUGCAAACUUCGCCAGAACACAUGGAAGUACGGCGUUUGGGUGGAUGACGCUACAGGGUAAAAAAUCUGAGGGAACCGAUCUUCACAGCAAAACUGCAGACACCAUUGGAAUAACACGAGAACAUGCGAAGGUUUUUAACUACGGACGGAUUUACGGCGCUGGGAUUACUUUUGCCGAGAAAUUACUUCUGCAAUUCAAUCAUCGUCUCACGGAAAACGAAGCCAGGAGCAAAGCCGAAAAACUUUAUGCUGCCACCAAAGGGAUUCAAAGGCAUCGGUUGUCUGAUUAUGGUAUGAGGAUUGCUAUCAAGUAUAAAUAUGACAGUUUCGUCACCGACGACGGUUUCAUGGACAGUAAAAUUUACUACGAGCUGCUGAGGAAGUCUCGAAGAUUCAGAGAUCACGGCGAGGUGAUGAGUUUGUACAAGGAAUGGCAAAAAGGAAGCGAAUCUCAGAUGUUCAACAAGCUGGAGAAUAUUGCGCAAUCAGAACAACCGUCCACCCCAGUUCUUGGCUGUAAGAUCAGUAGAGCACUGGAACCGAACAUCGUCAGGAACAAGUUCAUCACAAGUCGUAUUAAUUGGGUUGUUCAGUCGUCGGCUGUUGAUUAUCUUCAUCUGAUGUUGGUCUGUAUGAAAUGGCUCUUCACCGAAUGCAACAUCGAUGGUCGAUUUUGCAUCAGUAUUCAUGAUGAGGUUCGUUACUUGGUGAACGAAGAAGAUCGUUUUAGGGCUGCUCUUGCUCUGCAGAUCACAAACUUAUUGACAAGAUCGAUGUUUUCCUACAAGCUGGGGAUUCGUGAUUUGCCACAAUCAGUCGCAUUCUUCAGCGCUGUCGAUAUUGAUUCGGUGAUUCGAAAGGAAGUAACGCUGGAUUGCAAAACUCCGUCCAAUCCUCGUGGCUUCACGGAAAACCACGGAAUUCCACGAGGAGAGGCACUGAAUAUCUAUGAAAUACUUCAACGGACAAAUAACGGUUCUUUAAAAAAGCAAACAUUUUUCUUUGAUAAAAAUGACGCGGAAGAUGCUCUUUGACCACACUACCACAUAAGUUUUGUUGCGACGUCCAAAGCUUUAGCUCCCACCGUCCCAGCGUCACUUGACCACUGAUCUGCAAUUGACACACUUUCAUCCCCCAGUCAAGGCCACAGGUUUAGCAUGGUAAAAGUGAAUGCCUACAUUUGUUCUUGUUAUAAAUGCAGACCCUAAAA